Lodderomyces margitis is the source of this 1188-nucleotide messenger RNA. RefSeq lists its product as uncharacterized. Lineage: Eukaryota; Fungi; Ascomycota; Pichiomycetes; Serinales; Debaryomycetaceae. Gene Ontology annotation, molecular function: L-ornithine transmembrane transporter activity. The coding region runs from base 1 to 1188 and encodes 395 amino acids. Gene Ontology annotation, biological process: mitochondrial L-ornithine transmembrane transport. The transcript has a single exon. The record is from RefSeq and is a predicted model, not a curated record.
AUGCUUGUGGAUGAAGAAGGGACUACAGAUAAUAAAUCUAGCAAUCAGGCGGUAUCGGUAUUGACAGCCGGUAUACGUGCCAUUGCGUACCAGAUCCAGAGCUUGUACCUAAGGUCACCGGUCAAAUUAUUUCGUCCAUCAAGGUUUGAUUACUUGGCCUACGUACGAGCACUUGCAAACAGACACAACAAUAUUAACGAAAAGCCAUACAAAUUCCGAACACACUCUUCGAUUGGGAUGCUAGUUAGUGUGAUUAGGAAAGAAGGGUGGAAGUUCAUACCCGAUCAAGUGAUGCCGCCUCUAAUUGCCAACUCAGCGACGGGUGUUAUCCUAUAUGCCACAUACUUGAAUACUUUGGAUCGUUUGACAACAAAGAGGGGCGACAAACGUAGCACUGAGUUUAACCGGUACUCUCCACUUGACACAUGGCGUGCAGGGUUUGUUGCUGGUGCCGUACAGUCUCUUGCCGCAGCUCCAGUUGAUGCAAUUUACACUAGACUGUCUGUGUCCGAAAUGAUUGAGGGUUCGCAUGAAAACCUAUGGAAGUUUGGAAUUAACAAGUUGAAAGAAAUUGGUCUAGUUGGGGUGUUUGCCGGUUACAGUUUCUCGUUGAUUAAGGAAAGCGUUGGGUUUGCGUUUUACUUUUCCACUUUUGAAACGAUCAAAACUCAGGGAUAUAGCAUAACCUACAAAAUCUUCAAAUUCUUUAACGACCAAGAGGAAAUGAUCAAGAGAAGGCUUCAAUCGAUUUUCAAUUGGGAUGAGAUGAAAGCUGACGAGAAAAUGCAAAGACUAGAGCGGUACCGACUGGAAAGACUCUUGAAGACAUCAUUUAUAUUGAUUGCAGGGGCAUCCGCUGCGUUUGCUCUACUUGCGGUACAAUACCCUUUGACUAAAAUCCAAAAGAUCCACUUGUCGAGGUUAGAGGCUUUGGAUAUUUACAAUGCAUCAACUAGGAAAGACAAACCGUUUAUCAAGUUGUACUAUAAUUCCUAUAUUGACACGUUUAAUCAAGUGCUAAGAAUGAAGCAGAAGGCGAAAGUUACGUGGUUUAAAGCCGCAUACAGCGGAUUCGUUCGAAACGCAGUGACUACAAUUCCUGCAACUUCGGUCGCAUUACUUGUAUUUGAAAUUACAAGAACAAGACUAACUACUACCAUGGAUGAACCGGAGAUGUUAGCACCUUGA